Messenger RNA from Rana temporaria (common frog), 1567 nucleotides. RefSeq names its product tubulin gamma-1 chain. Bases 80 to 1435 code for a protein of 451 amino acids. The record is from RefSeq and is a predicted model, not a curated record. NCBI's taxonomy places the organism in Eukaryota, Metazoa, Chordata, Amphibia, Anura, Ranidae. Gene Ontology annotation, biological process: mitotic sister chromatid segregation; cytoplasmic microtubule organization; mitotic spindle organization. Gene Ontology annotation, molecular function: GTP binding; structural constituent of cytoskeleton. Gene Ontology annotation, cellular component: microtubule; cytoplasm; centrosome. The transcript has a single exon.
UACAAUGACGUAAAGACGCAGUUGGCGGAACAGAGCGCGGGUGACGGAGCGGGAAAGCAGCACAGAGUCGUGUGGAACCAUGCCUCGGGAGAUUAUCACGCUGCAGCUUGGCCAGUGCGGGAAUCAGAUUGGGUUUGAGUUCUGGAAACAACUGUGUGCAGAACAUGGCAUCAGCCCAGAAGGGAUUGUGGAAGAAUUUGCAACUGAAGGUACAGACAGAAAGGAUGUAUUCUUUUAUCAGGCAGACGAUGAGCAUUACAUCCCCCGAGCUGUACUUAUGGAUCUAGAACCACGAGUUAUUCAUUCUAUUUUAAACUCUCCUUAUGCCAACCUCUAUAAUCCUGAGAACAUUUACCUGUCUGAACAUGGAGGGGGAGCCGGAAACAACUGGGCCAGUGGCUUCUCCCAGGGUGAGAAAAUUCAUGAAGAUAUAUUUGACAUCAUUGAUCGAGAAGCUGAUGGCAGCGACAGUCUUGAGGGGUUUGUUCUCUGCCAUUCUAUUGCUGGAGGAACAGGCUCUGGAUUGGGCUCAUAUCUCUUGGAAAGAUUAAAUGACAGAUAUCCCAAAAAGCUGGUCCAGACAUAUUCUGUCUUCCCAAAUCAAGAUGAAAUGAGUGAUGUAGUUGUGCAACCUUACAAUUCUUUACUGACUCUAAAGAGGCUGACCCAAAAUGCGGAUUGCGUGGUGGUUCUGGAUAACACAGCACUUAACAGGAUUGCCACAGACAGACUACACAUACAGAACCCGUCUUUCUCUCAGAUUAACCAGUUGGUUUCCACCAUAAUGGCAGCCAGUACCACAACCCUCCGAUACCCAGGAUAUAUGAACAAUGAUUUGAUUGGAUUAAUUGCUUCUCUCAUCCCCACACCUCGUCUGCACUUCCUAAUGACCGGAUACACUCCACUGACAACUGACCAGUCGGUGGCUAGUGUACGGAAGACCACAGUAUUGGAUGUUAUGAGGAGGUUGCUGCAACCCAAGAAUGUUAUGGUGUCCACAGGACGAGACCGGCAAACUAACCACUGUUACAUAGCAAUACUGAACAUCAUUCAGGGGGAAGUUGACCCUACUCAGGUGCACAAGAGCCUGCAGCGGAUCAGAGAAAGGAAGCUUGCCAAUUUUAUUCCAUGGGGGCCAGCCAGCAUUCAGGUAGCGCUUUCAAGGAAGUCGCCUUACCUCCCUUCUGCACACAGAGUCAGUGGGCUGAUGAUGGCCAAUCACACCAAUAUUUCAUCGCUGUUUGAAAGAACAUGCCGGCAGUAUGAUAAGCUGCGCAAGAGGGAGGCUUUCUUGGAGCAGUUUCGCAAGGAGGACAUGUUCAAGGACAACUUUGAUGAGCUAGACAACUCCAGGGAGAUCGUCCAGCAGCUGGUAGAUGAGUAUCACGCUGCCACACGUCCAGAUUACAUUUCAUGGGGUACCCAGGAUAAGUGAGUGCAGCAACAAGGACACAGAAGUGCUACAACACUGGGACAAUGUAUUAGAGGAUCAUUACUAGCACAGGACAUACUCUGAUCUGGAUAAGCUUGCCCUGUCCCUUCAGAAAUAAAUGAUGUCCAAGCCGCA